AUGUCGUUUUGGGGUGUGGAGGUGAAGGCGGGUGAGACGGUGGUGGUGGAUCCCACAGAGCAUGACUUCGACUACAUACACCUGUCCCAGGUACCACCUGCACUGCUUGCUCCUGUCCCAGGUACCACCUGCACUGCACGCUCCUGUCCCAGGUACCACCUGCACUGCACGCUCCUCUCCCAGGUGCAUCUGUUCCAAGUACGCCUGUCCCAGGCGAGUCUGGGCGAGGUGGCCGAGGACCACGUGCAGGUGGUGCUAAAGGCGAGUCUGGGCGAUGCAGCCAAGGACCACGAGCGGGUGGUGCUCAAGGCGAGUCUGGGUGAGGCAGCCAAGGACCAUGGGAGAGUGGUGCUCGAGGCGAGUCUAGGCGAGGCGGCCAAGGACCACGAGCGGGUGGUGCUCAAGGUCAGGCAGGUGGAAUUUCCCGAAGACUCUGAUGACUCUGAUGAUGAUGACAACAGCGAUGACAGCAAUGAUAGCGAUGAGAAUGAUGAUGACGGCAAGGGCAAGGCGGGGAAGGGGGCGUUGAAGUCCAAGUCGUUUGCAGUGGGGCCUGAGGUGGUGCUGGGUGUGCUGAUGAAGGGGCGGGUGGAUUUCGCAGCCAUGGACCACAUAUUCGACCGGCAGUUCAGCCUGGCCCACACGGGCAGCCACAGCGUGUUCUUCUCGGGGUACAAGACCUCUGACUCUUCUGUUGCUGAGUCCCUGUAUGAUGAUGACGAGGAAAUUGAGGAGGAUGAGGAAGAGGACGAGGAGGAGGACAGUGAUGAGGAUGAUGAUGAGGAAGAGGAAGACGAAGAAGACGAGGCGAUGGAAGGCAGUGACGAUGAGGAAGCAGCGGCAGCAGCCAUGGCAGCUGAGAAAUCGUCAAAGGGGAUGGCGGCGGCUGCAGCAGCUGCUGUUGAGAAGCGAGCACGCAUCAAGUCUGGAAAGAAGGGCACUCCAGUGCCCUCCCCAGCAGGGGGAAGAGGGGCAGCAGCAUUAGCAACACCAGCAGCAGCAUCAAAGCAAGGAACUCCAAUGGCGGCAAGAGCUGAAGGCAAAGAUUCCGCACCGCGGAACGGGAAGGAAGUGACACCAAAGAAAGAGCCUGUGACGGGCAGCAAGCGGGCAUCAGUGAGCAUCGUCACUCCGCCCUCCUCGAAAGGCAAGGGGGAGAAGACUGAGCGGAAGAAGCCUCGCCCCGACACCCCCGCUGCCAUCAAGACAGCAGCCAAGGUGAAGCCGCAGGCAGCUGCAACAGUAACCUCUCCUCAGGCCCAGAAGACGGCACGGCAGUUCUCCUGCGGAGCGGAGGUGACGGGAACAUUGGGGUUGGGGUUGGGGGACACGCUGCCUGACAUGCGCCUUGGCUUUUGUUCCCUGAAAACCUGCCCCUCACCAAGCCACCGACUGCUGCGGUUUUUCACCAACCUCAAGGCCUCAUCCGUCCGUUGA
Closterium sp. NIES-65 is the source of this 1437-nucleotide messenger RNA. NCBI's taxonomy places the organism in Eukaryota, Viridiplantae, Streptophyta, Zygnematophyceae, Desmidiales, Closteriaceae. The record is from the annotation of a GenBank genome assembly.